UGUCACCACUAUGCUAUCGGUGCUAUCGGUAUUAUUGUUGGUUUUGAAAGAUUGUAAAUUUAUUUGUCGUUUAUUUCUAAAGAUUUGUCUACUAAUUGCCAUUCUGCCCGACUUUGAAUACGGUUGAGAGCAACAAUGAACGACAUAAAGCAGCUGCAGAACAGCCUCGGCUACGGCAACGGGUUCGCAGUCGUGGACGCCACCAAAUCUACAAUCUUGGAUGUGCUGACGCGCACCGAACGCUUCCAGGUGAACGUCCGGCGACACAUCGACGACAACUACACAGAGUUUAUGCCCAACCACACCACGCCGGGAGUCUUCCUCGAUCAGAUUGGCUCGCUGAAGCGUGAGGUUGACGAUCUGCUGGACAAGGGCGCCAGCGAGGGAUUAGAGGCCCUGGAUGAGGCGAAUGCCAAGAUGGCGGCCAGUAGACGCCAGCUCCGCGAGAUCCUACUGGGCCUGGAGGUCAGCGACCACAUCCUGAAGGUGGACGAGGUAUUUCACUCGAUGGAGGAUGCCAAAAGCUGCAACGAUUACAUGCUUCUCCAGGAUCUGCUCAAUCGCCUGCGGGGGCUCAUCUACGGCGACGAGCCUGAUGCUGCCAAAGCGCCAGCGGCAACGACAUUAGCACCCGAGGUUCGGCGCAUAUUCCAGGAGCUCGAAUGCUACGGCACCAUGAAGGUCAAGUAUCUCGUGCAGGCCCAUUUGCUGCAGCAGAAUCUGCAGGAGCGCUUCGAUCGACUGGUCCAGCUGCAGUGCAAAUCCUUCCCAACCUCGCGCUGUGUCACACUGCAGGUCAGCCGAGACGAGGCCCAGCUCCAGGACAUCGUGCAGGCGGUCUUCCAGAAGCGCUACAGCCCCAACCGCCUUUGUGAUUUCCUGCUGGAGAACUGCAUAGAGCCGCUCAUCCUGCGACCGGUAAUGGUCGAGUAUACCGAGGCCACCGAGGGCCAGGGCCACGACCAGUUGUCACUCUCCUACUCCACCAAGGAGCCAAGCGCAACCCAGCUGCGUCCAAACUACAAAGACGUCCUAGCCCAUUUUCGGCUGCUGUUCCAAACGCUGGGCGGCAUCAACAUCAGUGUGUCCAGCGACCAGCAUGUGUUCGGUAUCAUUGGGGAACAUGUGAAGGAUAGGAUGCUGAAGCUGCUGGUGGACGAGUGCCUUAAGGCGGCCGUGCCCGAGACCAUGGAGGAGUAUCAGUCGUCCACGCUGUGUGAGGAUGUCACCAACUUUGAGCAGUUUCUGGCCGACGUCUACCUGAUUUAUCCUGCUCAGGAUCGUGCCCUGGCCCUGUUUGUGGAGAAGUACCCGACCUACUAUCGAAAUCGCCUGCUUCGUCGCGUUCUGGAGACUGCGCGCGACAUCGUUCAGCGCGACCUGCAGGACAUGAUGCUGGUGGCGCCUAACAAUGGUCCCACCGAAGUGGCCGCCAAUCCCCUGCUCUUUCCCCGCUGCAUGAUCUCCAAGAGUGCACAGGACUAUGUCAAGCUGAUGGAGCGCAUAUUGCGUCAGAACGUUAAUGUGGAGUCCGAGAGCGGCAAUCCGCUGUGUGAUAUCAACGCCAGCCUGCUCCAGACAUACAUCGACCAGGUGCCGCUGGUGCAUCGCAAGCUGCUCGAAAGCAUUCCACAGCAAUCGGCGCUGUUCCACAACAACUGCAUGUUCCUUACCCACUGGGUGGCGCAGCAGGCCAACAGGGACUUCAAGAGUCUGCCGGCGCUGACCAAGUCACUGCAGGCCACCGGUCAGCGUUACUUGAGGGUGCAGAUCGACUACCAGAUCUCCAUUUUAAAAGAGAUCAUGGACGGCUUUGAGUUCCAAAGCCAGCACACCCUGGGCACGGGCCCCCUGAAAAUGGUGCGUCAGUGUCUGCGGCAGCUGGAUCUGCUUAAGAAUGUGUGGGCUAAUGUGCUGCCGGAGACGGUGUACAAUGCCACCUUUUGUGAACUUAUCAAUGCCUUAGCCGCGGAGCUCAUACAACGUGUGUUUACGCUGCGCGACAUAUCCGCCACCAUGGCCACAGAGCUGAGCGAUCUAAUCGAUGUUGUCCUGGAGCGUGGACCGACCCUCUUCCCCGAGCCGCACGAAGUGCUGCAGGUAAGUCUAUGGAUGAAGCUGCAGCAGCUGAAGACCAUCAUGAACGCCUCGCUGAAGGAGAUCACGGAGCUAUGGUGCAACGGCGCCGGACCGUUGACCGCCAAUUACAAGUCGGACGAGGUUCGUCACCUUAUUAGGGCGCUGUUCCAGGACACAAGCCGCCGAGUUCAGGCAAUGGCAAAGAUCUCCUAGACGCACAGCUAGGGAUGUAGGUAGCAAUUAGUAUGUAAAGGAUUUCCCAUAUAUUUUGUAAAUAUUAUUACUACUUUUAUUAGCCGAGAAUAUA
Drosophila serrata is the source of this 2386-nucleotide messenger RNA. RefSeq names its product Zeste-white 10 kinetochore protein (gene Zw10). Lineage: Eukaryota; Metazoa; Arthropoda; Insecta; Diptera; Drosophilidae. Gene Ontology annotation, cellular component: nucleus; RZZ complex; chromosome, centromeric region. Gene Ontology annotation, biological process: mitotic spindle assembly checkpoint signaling; endoplasmic reticulum to Golgi vesicle-mediated transport; mitotic cell cycle. The record is from RefSeq and is a predicted model, not a curated record.